GUCACAACUCCCGACAAGUUGCUACGGAGAUAAAAAAAUCUUAGCCUUUCACACAAUGUGGGACCAGCACUGAGGUUCAUCAAGAUUGCUCGGAGAGUGUUCUCAAUCUGAUCCGUUUGGCAAGCAGCUCCAUGCACAAGUGUUGGUGACGACACUCUGAGGGACGCGAAACACUCUCUCUGGAGACCGGCCAGCAACAUAAGAGAGUUUGCCCAAUGCUCGUCUUGUGUAGAAAGAUGUCCAAUCAAUCGUUGUGCAUCUUUACGAACGGCACAGUCACCAUCGAGAGAACCAUCUUCACUCUACUGUACAGCGUGAUCAUCAUCCUUGGGCUCUUCUUCAACGUUGUGGCUCUGUGGAUCUUCCGGGUUCACAUCCAGCAGCGAUCCGGGACCAUCUUCUACAUGAGGAACCUGGCCAUUGUGGAUCUCCUGCUGGUCUGUUUCUUGCCCUUCCGCAUCAUCGCCUAUUACAGCCAGGACAGACUGUCGUGCGAGAUUGCCAGCAUCAUUUUUCUGGUCAACAUGUACACCAGCAUCUUCUUCCUGACCUGCAUUAGUCUGGAUCGCUGCUUGGCCACGGUUUUGCCUUUUAAGGUGCGGAUUUACCACUUACGCAGAGCAGCGCCCUGGGUCAGUGGCUUGGUAUGGUUCCUGACGUUGGGCUGUAGCCUCCCUACGUACCUCAAAUGGAAAUUCAACAGCAACUGGACCAGCGAGCACAAUUGCUUGGAGCCCAUCGUCGUCACCAAGAAUUUACCACUGAUCUUCACCCUCGCCAUUGGCUUCGGGAUCCCCUUCAGUUUGGUGCUUACCAGCUCACUCCUUGCCCUGCUGAAGAUGAGGAAGACCAAGCUGUCACCCAACCUGAAUAUUCGCAAAACUCAGAACAUGAUCCUGGCCAAUUUUCUCGUUUUCACUUUUUGCUUUCUGCCCUACCAUGUUUUCCUGGGCCUUUACCAGAGACUGAAUGCCAAUUGGAUCUGUGGCGGUCAACAGGUCUUCCAAAUAACCCAAAUCCUCGCCAGUGCCAACACCGUCUUCGACCCCGUGAUCUACUACUUCACCACAGAGGCUUUUCAGAAAACCCAUUUGAUGAGGACAGUGCACAACAUGAUUUGUUGCAAGCAUAUCAGGGAAGGGCAGGAAGAGUGCACCGUGCAGUGCAGGGGGACUUACAAGAAAGCAUCAGAAGUCUCCCUCUGUUUGGAGCACUGCAUGAAAUAACCUGCUAUUUGGUGUUAUUUUUCAAGCACAAGUUUGCGCUUUUUCCAACAUUUGUUUCCGUUUUAGUUUUGACUUUUCCUUCUUGAGAAAUGCAAAUAAACUCCCUUCUACUCCCAUUUCACAGACAAGAGUUAGAUGCAGAGUAAAGCUCCCUCUACUCUGUCUCCCAUUAAACACACCCAGGCCAAGAACAGCAUGAGGUUACAUAUAGAGUAAAGCUCUUUCAACUCUGUUCUCAUCAAACACUCCCGAGACAGGGAAAGUACUGGGUUAGGUACAGAGUAAAGAAUCCUCCUCUCAUUUAAACUGAAAGUAAAAUUAUCUCUAAUAUAUUUUCUGAACAAGGAGACUUGAAACGUCAGCUUUCCUGUUCCUCUGAUGCUGCUUGGCCUGCUGUGUUCAUCCAGCUCUCCACCUUGUUAUCUCAGAUUCUCCAACAUCUGCAGUGCCUACUAUCUCUGUAUUAGUACCCCUCUCUGCCAGGCCAAGGAGCACAGCAACAAGCAAGCCCAAAGACACCUCUGUCCCUUACUGCGAUGGGUACCCUGAGCUCAGGAGCAUGGGGCUGAGAGCAAUCAAAAUCGAAGGAGCAACCCGUUCAAUAAUCUAAAAAGGGCUGUAGUUGGAAACAUUGUACAUUGAUGUGAAACACUGACUUUUCCAGGCCACAAAAACUACAUGUGAACAGGAACCCAGUGAACUAAGUCAGAGUCACGAAGAUGUAACAGACCCUUUGGCCCAACUCAACCACAUAUCCUAAAAAAUCUAGUCCCGUUUGCCAGCAGUUGGCCCCAAUUCCUCUAAACCAUUCCUCAUCACGCACCCAUCCAGAUGCCUUUUAACUGUUGUAAUUGUACCGGCCUCCACCACUUCCUCUAGCAGCUCAUUCCUUACACGCACCACCCUCUGUGUGAAAAAGUUCCUCCUUCUGUCCCUUUUAAAUUGAUCCCCUCUCACUUUAAACCUAUGCCCUCUACUUCUGGACUCCUGUACCCUAGGGAAAAGAAUUGGCCAAUCACCCGAUUCAUGUCCCCUCAUGACUUGGGAAGCUUCUAUAAGGUCAGCCCUCAGCCUCCAACGCUCCAGGGAAAAUAGCGCCAAUCUAUUUAGUCUCUCCCUCUACCUUACACUCUCCAACCAUGGCAUCAUCUUUGUAAAUCUUUUCUGAGCCAUUUCAAAUUUCACAACAUCUUUCCUAUAGCAGGGAGACUGGAAUUAAGCACAGUAUUCCAAAAGUGACCUAACCAAUGUCCUGUACAGCUGUUACAUGACCUCCCAACUCCUAUAUUCAAUGCUCUGAUCAAUAAAAGCAAGCGUAUCAGAUGCCUUCUUCACUAACCUGCCUACCUGCAACUCCACUUUCAGGAAACUGUGAACCUGCACACCCAAGGUCUCUUUGUUUGGCAACACUCAGCAGGACCUUAUCAUUAAGAGUGUAAGUACUGCCCUGAUUUGCCUUUCCAUGAUGCAGCACCUCACAUUUAUCUAAUCAUAGUGUCAUACAGUUGUACAGAGUCAUAUGACGUCAACCUAGCUAAUCUCGUUACAAACACUAUGGCAACAUAGGGCUGUUCUUUCUCCUGUAACCUCUCCUGGGGUAUUUUCACACUGGCUCCAAUUCCUCCGACUCAACCUUAGAUGGCGGCAGCUUGCACCGAACCGUGGCCUGCCUCUUACGCCGAGA
Messenger RNA from Stegostoma tigrinum, 2910 nucleotides. Its product is annotated as lysophosphatidic acid receptor 6-like. Gene Ontology annotation, molecular function: G protein-coupled receptor activity. The coding region runs from base 216 to 1226 and encodes 336 amino acids. The record is from RefSeq and is a predicted model, not a curated record. Gene Ontology annotation, biological process: behavioral response to pain; G protein-coupled receptor signaling pathway. Gene Ontology annotation, cellular component: membrane. The transcript has 3 exons. NCBI's taxonomy places the organism in Eukaryota, Metazoa, Chordata, Chondrichthyes, Orectolobiformes, Stegostomatidae.